AUGAGCUCGAGUGCCUCCUCUAUUGAUGUCACUAGCAAGGUCGGUGUAGUGAUCACGUCUGGCUCAUCGACUACGUCUUCCGCAGCUGCAUCCACGAGCAGCUCGGAGAGUAGUAGCACCAAAGGUAUCGUCAACAGCACAGGCACAGGAACGGGGUUCAAUGCAACCACAAGCGGAAAGUACAUGAACACAACAAUGUCGACCGGGCUACCCAGCCUCACAAGUAUAGAGCUGGUCGUCAACAAAACCAUGAUCGCCAACGUGACAAGCACGGGCCGCUUCGCCAACAGCACGACAUCUGCGCCAUUCCUCAACAUCACCAGCACGGCGAAAGUCACAAACGCAACCUCUGGCAUUCUCAACUCGACAUCCACGGCCAAGUGGCUCAACCAUACCAUCACGUCGGCGCCCUUCCUGAACACCACCAGCACAGCACGCUUCUGGAACUCCACCCGCUUCGCCAACUCGACCAGUACAGGCCGCUUCCUCAACACGACGCGCACCACGAGCUCAGCGACGCCAACAGCGACCAUAGAUAAGACUUGCGGCGAGACGGGCACGCCCUUCUCGGUGCGUGUCGGUCAGCCAGGAGGGUUCUUCGACGGAUGGUAUCUCAAGGUCAGUGGGGACGGCAUCCUCUUCACCUCGAGCGCCAACUACUCGAGUCAGUUCAGCGUGGAGGGCUCGGGUCAUCUAUGUGCGAUUGGCUACGUCGGCGAAUCUGGUAACGCUGCCGUGGCGGUGGUAGAGACACGCGGCGAUGGCAGCGCGGUCUACCUCAUUGACGGGCAGAUGGCGUUGGAUCUGGAGCCGGAGUACAAGUCGCUGAAUUGCUCGGUCGGGGAUGGCCUGGCCUGUGCGGAAGGGGCGAUGAAGAACUGGGUAGGCUGCGGGAUGCAGCUUGACUUAUCAAGUCAGGCUGGUGAUGGAGUCGUGGUUGAUACGUUCAACUGUACGUCGGUGACACUCACUGCUGAGUAUUCAUGA
Molecule: messenger RNA, 987 nt
Organism: Thyridium curvatum
Lineage: Eukaryota; Fungi; Ascomycota; Sordariomycetes; Thyridiales; Thyridiaceae
Exons: 1
Coding region: 1-987 (328 amino acids)
Source: RefSeq, a predicted model, not a curated record